GUAGGCUGUACCCAGCGAAUUUGUGUACGAACCGUUCAUGAUGCGCCGGGAACCAAUCAGUGAGUAGGAAGCAAUCGAGGAGAAUCAUUUUGUCCAAAAUGGCGGAAGGCGGUGGACCUCCCGAACUUCAAGAACAGAAGACGCAAAUUUGUGAACUGCUUAAGACUCCACUGAAAAAAGGAGACACAUGGUACCUUCUGGAUAGCAAAUGGUUUAAGCAGUGGAAGAAGUAUGUUGGUUAUGACAGCUGGGACAUGUACAAUCAGGGUAAUGAGACCAGCAAUCCAGGCCCUGUCGACAACUCUGGACUCUUUGCUGCUGAUUCCACAGACAAGCUGAAAGAAAAUCUGAUAGAUGACUUAGACUAUGUCCUGCUGCCCACUGAUGCGUGGGAAAAGUUGGCGUCGUGGUACGGUCUCAAGCCAAACCAGGAGUCCAUCAUGCGCAAGGUGGUGGAGUACGGAAUGUUUGUUAAGCACUGCAAGGUAGAGGUCUACCUGAUGGAACUCAAACUGUCUGAGCAUGGCAACCCGGAGAAAUAUGUGUCGCAGCAGUUCAGCAAGGCUGAUACAAUAGAAACCAUAGAAAAAGCAAUGAGGAAGCUAUUUGACAUUAGCGACAAGAGGGAGACAAGAAUAUGGAAUAAGUACAUGAGCAACACCUACGAGCAUCUCAGCAAGAAGGAGAACACGGUGCAGGAUGCGGGGCUGUAUCAAGGACAGGUUCUUGUGAUUGAGCAAAAGAAUGAGGAUGGAAAUUGGCCUCGGCAAACACCCACCACCUCUAGCUACAGUAGCACCAAAGACUCCAAGUUUAUCUCCAGUGCAGCCUCCCCUAGAAGUACCCCAUCCACCUACAGUUCCUACACCAGUGGCUCCUACUCGGGUUACAGCAGCUCCAACUACGACUACAACAGCAGCAGCAGCCGGUCCAGCUUGCAGCCCGGCCUGUGUGGGCUGAGCAACCUGGGCAACACCUGCUUCAUGAACUCAGCACUGCAGUGCAUGAGCAACGUCCCACCGCUCACAGAGUAUUUCCUCACUGAGGCCUACAAAAAAGAGCUGAACUCUAACAAUCCCUUGGGUAUGCACGGAGAAAUAGCCAAAUCCUAUGCUGAGCUGAUCAAGCAGAUGUGGUCGGGGUCGUACUCCUACACGGUGCCUAGAAACUUCAAGAUGCAAGUCGGCCGUUUUGCACCUCAGUUCAGCGGGUUCCAACAGCAGGAUUCCCAGGAGCUGCUGGCGUUCUUACUAGACGGUCUCCACGAAGACUUGAAUAGAAUCCAAAAGAAGCCUUAUAUUGAGAUGAAGGAGAGCAAUGGCAGGCCAGACGAGAUUGUUGCCAAGGAGUCGUGGGACAACCACUUGCGACGGAACGACUCUAUCAUCACCGACCUCUUCCACGGCCAGUUCAAGUCUACCCUGGUCUGCCCAGAGUGCAGCAAGGUGUCAGUGACCUUUGACCCUUUCUGCUUUCUCAGCCUGCCCUUGCCAAUCAAGAAGGAGAGGUCGAUGGAGAUUGUCCUGAUUCGGAUGGAUCCCAAGUGCAGGCCUCUACAGAUGAAAGUUGUCGUCCCCAAGUUGGGCGUCGUAAGCGACAUCUGCAGGGCUGUGUCAAAGAUCACCAAAAUCUCACCAGACAAGAUGGUAGUCACUGAUGUCUACAACCACCGUUUCCAUUUAGUAUUUGGAUCCAACGAGCGAAUCAAAAGUAUUACAGAUAAAGAUGAUAUUUAUGUUUAUGAAGUACCUGUCAGUGUAACAGAUGAGCCUGAGGUUAUCAUUCUCCCUGUCUACCUCCGAGAGAAGAGCUUGAAGAACUCAUCAUACACCUGCAGUCAAAACAGUUACAACCUGUUUGGACAGCCCAUGUUGGUGCCAGUCCCAAGGAAGACGAUAAAAUAUCCAGAGCUCUAUCGAAUCAUGCUCAACAAGAUGUCGAGGUACGUCAGUAUACCAGAAAACAGUGGUUGGACACGCAGCGACAAAGAAGGAAAUGAACUAAUUGAGAACGGGGAGACGGAGAUGGACUCUGACUCGGACUCGACGCCGGACAACAACACGAUCGAGGAGAACGAGAACCUCAAACUGGAGGAAGACGAGGGAGAGGAAAAGAGGCCACUGGGGCUGUUUGGCAUGACCCUGGUCAACUCCUAUGGCAGCGCCGAGCUGUCCAGGCUCAAGGACGACGGCAACCCUGUCAAAUUCACAAGUCGAUCAUAUGUGGCAUUAGACUGGUAUCCCAAAGCUAAAGACAAACUCUACAAUGAUGAAGAGGCUGAGGCGUAUGACAUCCACGAAAGCAUGAACUACGUCACGUCUCGCAGGCAGCAUAUCGACCUGAGCGAUUGCAUAAAUCUGUUCAUCACGGAGGAAACGCUAGAGAAAGAGGAUUCCUGGUAUUGUCCAGCAUGCAAAAAGCACCAAGAGGCUACCAAGAAGUUUGACCUGUGGAAACUUCCCAAGGUUCUGGUCGUGCAUUUAAAACGGUUCUCCUACACUCGCUUCUGGCGAGACAAGCUAGACACCGUGGUUAACUUCCCUCUCGAGAAAUUAGAUAUGACACAGUAUGUAAUCAACCCCAAGGACGGCCCCUACUUGUAUGACUUGGUGGCCGUGGCCAAUCACUAUGGAGGUCUAGGAGGUGGUCACUAUUUUUCAUAUGCAAAGAACGUCAAAACGAAAAACUGGUACAACUUUGACGACAGCUCCGUAACCAGGGUAGACAGUGACUCCGUGGUGACAAAAGGAGCCUAUGUACUCUUCUACAUCCGCAAGGACCCCCAAGGGUCAGCCAAGUCAGGGAUCCCAUCCACUGCCCCUCAGGCCAGAGCCGAUGAGGACGGUGACCUCAGCAAUGGUGCAAUGACAAACGGUCAGCAGUCGUCCAGCGGGGAUGCCUCGGAGGACGGGGAUGACAUGGACACCAAUUAAAAUGCAAGGGUACCAGGGACAUUCGACCCCUGUCUUGCCAAUGCAUUGUUGGUGUCAGCGUCCUUAACAUCACCAUACAUGUCGGCAUUCACACCGCUGGUUGUGACAUCGAAGAGGUUCGCAGAGCAGAGCACUUAUUUAUUGAAGUGUUAAGAGUUGUCAAAUAUCAAAUGCAAACAAUAUAAGACAAUUGUCAAUUUUAAAAUCAAAUCUGGCAAACUUGUGUGUCCCUGUGAAUCACUUUCCGAUAUUAGCUUUCCUUUUACUACACGUUAAGAAAAAACCUUACUCUUGAUCCGUUUUCAAGGAACAUGCCUUUCAAAUAAAAAAGUAAUACAGUGAGCUGAGUUUUUAAAGUAAAUAAGAGAAGCGAUCUUAAGUAUCUUUAAAUGCGGUGUUCCUUUUUUAAGUUCUGGAGUAAAUGCAUUCAGCAAAUAAUUUUACAAGAUGCAAAUAUUGCCGAAGAACAAGCAAAUAUUCAAGUAUUACCCUGUCACGUUUUUAUCUUGAUUUCUUGGGAGCUUUGGUCCAAAUUGUGCACAUGUGUGACAUUGUGGACACCGAAUCCACUAACUGCAACAUCUGCUCAAGCUACUUGCUGUGAUUUCGUGACGCAGGCCGCUGCAUCAGUGUGAGACAGAGAGCACCCCCUGUUCCCGUUAAAAAUAAAAUUAAUCUGAUCUUAAGCCUAGAAACUUUUUAUGCGGUCCACUUUGUCGCUUUGUCAAAAAACAGUCGCCUUUUUCCUGCAGAGUAAGCUGUUGUCACGUGUCAAAAUCCAGUCUGCCAAAUUUGGCACUGCCUUUUUGUGUUCCUUGGCCUUGUAAAAUGAGCACACCAUCACUCCAAGAGCCUCUGUACAUAAUAUACAUUCAUUGUAAAUGCUCAAAUUAAUUUAAUAGCGGUAGUCCAUUUUCACCGUUGAUGAUAGUCACUAAUUUGAUAUCAAAACAUUUCAAUAUCAAACGAAUGGUGUGUGUAUUUCUCGGCCGUAAGAGAAAGCCUACAGCAUGUUGUUUGUGUAUCAUCAUUAACAAAAUUUAAUAACAGCUCAACAUAAACACUAUAACAUGCUGUUUAUCAGAUGUACCUCUGGAACUAUAUGAAGAUAUAAUUAUACAGGGAGAUGUAGAACUUAACCAUUCUUGUACUACGUGUAGCUUGCAUUCAGACUCCAAUAUUCACAGUAGCUUUCCUGGUCAGAUCUUAGGCUGUGUCCGAAACGGGCUUCCAGAGCUACCGCUAGGUCUACUGUCUGGGCGUCUCCACGCAUUUCCAAUGGAGCGAAGACCUAGACCUAGCUCUAGACAAGAGAUUCGGAUGCCCUAGACAAGAGAUUCGGAUGCAGUCUAAGAGACAGUGCACGUGUAUACGUUUUCAAUAAGUGCUCCACUGCAUGUAUAUGACCAUUUUACUACACGGGAACUAGGUUUGGGUCUGGGUUUGGUUCACGGAAGGGGGGUGGAAGCUGUCAAGGGGUGCUAAACAAGUGUCUGUUAUUUUUCUCUUCUUGGCAGCCCAAGGGAUUAAUUCCACCCCCCCCCAAUCCAUCAGUGGAACUGCACCUCUCAACACUGUUUAACCUCAAUAAAAGGUCUAACUUCUUUAAACAUUCAAACAGUGUUACCAUUGGAGAUGGGAACAUUUUGAUUCUGUUAACACUCAACAUUGUGCAUAAUGUUGAUGAAACAAAGUGCAUUUAUCUAAUGUUUACAGUGGUAACACCUUCCGUAGUUGUGACUCCAAAAUUCCAACCUCCUCACGUUGCAUGACAUAUAUAUAUGUGAAGUACUUCACCAAACAUGGCCUCUCCUACUUCAAAGGCUGACAGCGGCUUGGCAUCCCCACUUUACUCUGUAAAAGAAGUGCAUGAUUUGCUGAGUAGUGUUACAUGUUGCUCAAUUAUGAGGGCUUUUCCUCGCCAAAAAAAAAACUACUAGGAAUGUCGGAGCUAAUGAUCCUAUGCCCCUUAGGACUGAGAUCACUUGUAGUCCCUCUUCUACAAGAACUGGUCGUUCUCACAUUAUAUGCUUUGAAAUGGAAUUAAUCCACUAACUUGAGAAAUGCUGCUUCUGUAAGCUUCAAGCCCUACUUGUGAUAUAUGGUGAAACUGAGAUUGAGUGUGUGGCACAUGCUUUUUUAUAAAGGAAAAAAAAUUUUAUCAAAAACCAAGCCUCGUGUGGAUUCUAUUCCCCCGUGGCAUGUGUGUGGCAAGACUCCACAGAGAAAUGACUUACGCAAAAGUUGAAUUGUGGUAUAUUCUUUGACUAGAUGUCUGGUGACCUUACUUGAACUUCCUAGUAUGUGUUCUCUGUUCAAAGCAACUCCCCAAAUGUACGUGAUUAAAAUUCUGACUUAUUUUAGGAGUCUGUUUUUAUUAAACUGCAGAGGAAAAACCUGUGAUAUCAAAAAGAUUUAACUUGCUCUGUGCUUCAAGGGUAUUUCCAAAAAGACUUUUUUUACAUUGCAGUGUAAGAGUACAAAUUUGAUCUGUAGCUCCUUAUGUGUUGACAGUGGUAUCAAUGAUCAUAGGUUGUUAAUUAACCGUAGUUUUCAAAGAAACUUGGAAGUAAGGAGGGAGUUUCAGGGAUUUAAAACAUAAAUAUGCAAAAUGAGAAGAAAGUGAAAGCUGAAAAAUGUGUACAAAAAAAAUUGUUCAAUCUGGUCAAAAUAAAAACCCUCCAAUCCCUGGCUUGUGAAGUUUUUUUCUAUAGUAACAGUGCAUUUUUGUCUUUAAAGCGCACAUAUCCACCUCUUCUGGUGUUCAGGGCAUUACAUGACCAUUAGGAAUUGUGCAAAAUCUUCAUAAAAGUUCUUUUAUACCGACGGCUAUUUCUGUGUGUUAUACAUGCAGAUGUUUCGUUCACCCAUUAGCUGAAUGCGGAAUGGCACAGUUUUCAAUCCAAGGUCUUCAUUUUGACAAUUCUCGUUAUUUAACCAAUCUUUCUUUUUCUUCAACAUUUAAAGUGUUGGUUACUUCUUCUUUAAGACAAAACCAAACCAGGCUCAGUUAUAUUAGAGAAUGUCUUAUAUAUUAGAGAAUGGCUGUGAUGGAAAUUAAAUUGAUUUUCAACAAUUAAUGUACAUUUCUAGGUAUGGGUUUUCUUUUUAUUGAGUUGGAUGAAGAUUUUGACUGUGUUAUUUAUGGUUGUAGAAAUGUCAUCGUCCACAGUAAGCACACUGUGCUGGGAAUUUUGUGUGAAUUUGUGUAAAUAAAAUGUUAAAAUUUGUGAUAAAAUAAAA
This is a messenger RNA of Acanthaster planci (crown-of-thorns starfish), 6176 nucleotides long. RefSeq names its product ubiquitin carboxyl-terminal hydrolase 15-like. Gene Ontology annotation, biological process: protein deubiquitination. Gene Ontology annotation, molecular function: cysteine-type deubiquitinase activity. Lineage: Eukaryota; Metazoa; Echinodermata; Asteroidea; Valvatida; Acanthasteridae. The record is from RefSeq and is a predicted model, not a curated record.